This is a messenger RNA of Amborella trichopoda, 701 nucleotides long. Its product is annotated as oxygen-evolving enhancer protein 3-2, chloroplastic. The record is from RefSeq and is a predicted model, not a curated record. Gene Ontology annotation, molecular function: calcium ion binding. NCBI's taxonomy places the organism in Eukaryota, Viridiplantae, Streptophyta, Magnoliopsida, Amborellales, Amborellaceae. Gene Ontology annotation, biological process: photosynthetic electron transport chain; photosynthesis. Gene Ontology annotation, cellular component: chloroplast; photosystem II; extrinsic component of membrane.
UCCUCCUCUCUCUCUCUCUCUCUCUCUCUCUCUAAACAGUCAUUCCACCACAACACACAGACAUGGCCUCAGCCAUGGGCUCACAACCUCACUCCCCACCCCUCACCUCAAACCCAAAAAGCCUGAAACCCACCAUCUUCAAAAACCCAAUCUCUCGUAUCAAAAGAAGAACCCUAACAUUAUCAUCUCUGACCGCCAUUACAGCAACCUCCAAAACGCUCUUCAUAUCCCCAUCUCCUGCUCUCUCUCUUGAUUUCAGGAUAACAACCCCUGAUUUGACCCCGGAAGAAGCAAAAUCUAGAGCACAAAAGCACGCAGAAGAGCUAAAGAAGCUCGAGUCUCUGAUCAGUGAGGCUUCAUGGAAAGACGCUCAGAAGUUUCUGAGGUUGAAUGCAUCUCCUCUCCGAGUUGAGCUCAACACCAUUAUUCAGUCAAGACCAGGGGAGCAGAGGCCACAGCUUAGAAACCUCUAUUCCAAGAUCUUCAAUAGCGUUACUGGGCUAGAUUACGCGGCGAGAAGCAGGAGCUUACCACGUGUGCAAGACUGCUUUGAGUCGAUGAUAGUGACCUUAGAUAGUUUCUUAAGCCAAGUACAGUAAAGUCUCGCGAGAAGAUACUGUACCCUUGCUCGCGGGGGCGAAAGACAUGCGGGUAGUUUUUGGAUGGAAAAUUUUGUUAUCUAAAUCUCCGGAUUAGUAGUU